GCGAUGACGUCACAACGUAGCUUGUUGGGCUGGCGAAUUUGCGGCGAUGGCGACGACGACUCUUUGCUGGAAAGGGACGCAGUAAAGCUGGCCUCGGUUCGGAUAUGAGUAAUGCCUAUUUGAUCGAGAUUUGUUUGCAUGUUUCCAAUUGCGCGUGCUUCGGGUGAAUCUUUGCUUCCUGAGUUCUCGUCGCUCACUCCAUCGAUUUCCAUGUGUUAUUUGUGAGAAUUUCUAAACAGGAACACUAGGACUUCACUUUGUCCAUCACUGAUUGCGAUCUGUGACCUAUCCAGGCCAGAGUUACUUGUUGGGUGAACCACACUCCUUCACAGGGGACAUGGAGGAGGUGCAACAGAGCCUGGAGUGUAUCCAGGCCAAUCAGAUCUUUCCCAAGAAGUCCCCUGUUCUGGAGGAGGAAAACAUGCAGGUGCCAUUUCCUGAGCUGCACGGGGAGUUCACAGAGUAUGUGGGGAGAGCAGAGGAUGCCAUCAUCGCAUUGUCCAGCUACCGCCUACACAUCAAGUUCAAAGAAUCUUUUGUCAACAAUUGUUGUUGUGAGGUCUCAGUUCCACUUCAGCUUAUAGAGAGCGUAGAAUGUCGGGACAUGUUCCAGCUCCAUGUCACCUGUAAGGACUGCAAAGUUGUCAGGUGUCAGUUCUCCACCUUUGAGCAGUGCCAGGAAUGGCUGAAGCGCUUGAACAUGGUAGUGCGCCCUCCCUCUCGCCUAGAGGAUCUGUUCUCCUUUGCCUUCCACGCCUGGUGCAUGGACAUGUAUGCUGGAGAGAAGGAGCAGCAUGGCGAACUGUGCAGGCCAGGUGAACAUGUGACCUCCUGGUUCAAGAAUGAGGUGGAGAGGAUGGGCUUUGACACUCAAAAUGCCUGGAGGAUAUCUGACAUCAACAGCAAGUUCAGGCUUUGCCCGAGCUAUCCUCAGCAGCUCUUGGUGCCAGCCUGGAUCACUGACAAGGAGCUGGAAAAUGUUGCAGCCUUCCGCUCCUGGAAGAGGUUUCCCGCUGUGGUUUAUAGGCACCAGAGCACUGGAGCUGUAAUCGCACGUUGUGGCCAACCAGAGGUCAGUUGGUGGGGCUGGAGGAAUGCUGAUGAUGAGCACCUGGUCCAGUCCAUCGCCAAGGCCUGUGCUGUGGACAGCAGCUCCCGCAAACACCUUACCAACGGCAACUACACCAAUGGCUCAGACCUACCUGACUCUGACUUUGAAUCCUCCAUGACCAACAGCUCAGAGGUGGAGACGCUCGCCAUUCAACCCCACAAGUUACUGAUUCUGGACGCCAGAUCUUAUGCUGCUGCUGUGGCUAACAGGGCCAAGGGUGGUGGUUGCGAAUGCCCAGAGUACUAUCCCAAUUGUGAGGUGGUGUUUAUGGGUAUGGCUAACAUCCACUCUAUCCGCAAGAGUUUCCAGUCGCUGCGUUUCCUCUGCACGCAGAUGCCUGAUCCAGCCAAUUGGCUUUCUGCACUGGAAAGCACUAAGUGGCUGCAGCACCUGUCCCUGUUGUUGAAGGCUGCGUUGCUUGUGGUGAAUGCCGUGGACCGAGACCACAGGCCCGUCCUGGUGCAUUGCUCUGAUGGCUGGGACCGCACACCUCAGAUUGUUGCUUUGUCCAAGCUGCUCCUGGACCCCUAUUAUCGCACAAUUGAGGGCUUUCAGGUUUUAGCAGAGACAGAGUGGCUGGACUUUGGUCAUAAGUUUGCUGAUCGAUGUGGCCAUGGAGAAAAUUCUGAGGACCUAAACGAGCGCUGCCCUGUCUUUCUGCAAUGGCUGGACUGUGUUCACCAGCUGCAGAGGCAGUUCCCAUGCUCCUUUGAGUUUAAUGAGGCCUUCCUGGUGAAACUGGUGCAGCACACCUACUCCUGUCUGUUUGGCACCUUCCUUUGUAACAGCGGGAAGGAGAGGGAGGAUCGCCAUGUUCAGGAGAGGACCUGCUCAGUUUGGUCACUACUGCGACCAGCGAACCGCAGCCUGAGGAACAUGCUGUACUCCUCACACUCUGAGACUGUUCUCCACCCAGUGUGUCAUGUGCGCAAUCUGAUGCUGUGGACAGCAGUCUACCUGCCCAGUUCUUCACCCACAACUCCAUCUGAUGACUCCUGUGCCCCUUAUCCUGUGCCCAGUGCCAACCCAGAGGAUGCGCCCCUGGGCAGGCGAACAAAGACUCGCUCCUUCGAUAACUUGCCCAGCGCAUGUGAGCUGGGAAGCUCGCUGGCCCCUAACCGCCGCUCAAGUGACCCAAGCCUCAAUGAAAAGUGGCAAGACCACCGGCGCUCUUUGGAGCUUAACAUGGCAGUGGGACCUGAGGAGGGUGGUGACCAGGAUCAAGUGGUGCAGACUAAUGGAACAGGGCCUUACCCAGACAGAGGGGAUUCUGAGCUGGAUAAAAAGCCACAGCCCCAGGGCUCAGAUGCUGAGCUGAAACAGGGAGUUGCUGUGACUCUGUCAGCAACAGGAGGGGAAGCAGAGGAGGCAGAGCUCUCUGUGGCGGUGGGCGUGGCUGAGGGCCAAAUGGAGAACAUUCUUCAGGAAGCCACAAAGGAAGAGGCAGGAGCAGAUCAGAAAGAGGGAAGUGCUGCUGUCAUGACUCAGGGCUUGAAAGCUGUUGACAUAGAGGUUGUGAAAGAAGCAAACAGUGAGGAGCAGGAGCAGUGUGAAAAUGUCAAUGGGUCUGAGAUGUACAGUCAAGCAUUUGCUAAUGCUAACCAUCCAGGAAAUGGUGUAAUAGAGCCUGAAGAGGAUGGUGACUCUCCCCCUCUGCCCUCACAGAAGACAAAUGAGCUUAAUCAACAUUCAGCAGAGCUAAUUCAGACACAAGAGGUUCUGGUGGAGCAGGAGGCGCUUGCACAUGGGCCCAGUGAGUCAAACUCAGAUGAGCCAGAUCAGUCUGCAGCUCAUAGGACUAUAAGUAAUGGCUUUUUAGACAGGUCACCUAAAGAGACGCAGGUGGAUGAAGACUCACAUCCUGAUUUCGAAUCAGACCGUGGUGUUUCUAAGCCCAUGGAGCAAGUGGAUAAGAAGGGUUCUCUAAUGGAAAGCUCCACAGAAACUUUAACAGAAGAGGUCUGCAGCAGGUUUGAGCCUCAACCACAACUGCCCAGUUGUCUGAGCCAUCAACCGUGCAGUGAUGGCAGGAGCCAGCCUCCCUGUUUCAGAAAAGAAAAGGGGCAAGGUGAGCACGUCUUUAUCAGAACUUUAAAUGGGGGCGGUAAGAGACCCUCUGUCAGUGCCUUUCAGUCAGUGAGUGCUGACCUCGGCAGGGAUGGAUUUUCUAACAGCGACAGCUCCGAUGGGGAGCCCUGUAGUCCUCACUGGACCAAAAGGAAUGGAGAGCGGGCCCCUCUGAGUCGACAGGUGUCCCUAGCUAGCUGUAACUCGCUAAUCCUCCACCCGAGAUGCGGUUGCUCUCAGCACUGCCAUGUGCUGCUCGGCCGGGCCACCAGCAGUCCAGAGCAGCCGUCUCGCAGCCACUUAGACGAUGAUGGGCUCACCUUGCACACUGACGCCAUCCAGCAGAGGCUGAGGCAGAUUGAGGUGGGACACCAGAUGGAGGUGGAAACUUUGAAAAAGCAGGUGCAAGAGCUGCGGAGUCGUCUGGAGAAUCAGCAGCACACUGGGUCCCACAGGAUCAACGGCGAUAUGGGAGACGAAGUGACCUCACUAACAGAUUUGGAGUACAACCUGGGCCAACACUGUUUGUCACGCUGCAGCACGGAGCUCUUUUCUGAGACCAGCUGGGAGCAGGUGGACAAGCAGGAUGCAGAGGUGCAGCUCACUGAUCUUGCGCUCUGCAUGUUCCAGGUCACUCGCUGGUACCCCGACCAUUUGGCAUCGCAGUGUUACCGCUGUGAGAGAGAGUUCUGGCUCGCCACCAGGAGGCAUCACUGCAGUGGCAGGGAACCUGUCCAGGAGGUCUGGAACUGCGGCAAUGUGUUCUGCGCCAACUGUUGUGACCAGAAGAUCCCAGUGCCAAGCCAGCACCUGUUCCAGCCCAGCCGGGUGUGUAAGACCUGCUACAGUAACCUCCGGCUUAGCUCGACCCCCCUCGACCUGGAGCUGGAAAAGCCCAUUGCAGCCAGCUCCAACUGAGCCUCAGAGGAGCAGGAGACGGGACGAGGGCGACUGGCUGAGGAGCUAAGCUCUGACAGAGACGCACUGCUGAAGAGCGCAGGGGUUACACAGAAUGUCUCAUGUACUGUGUGUGUAUGUGUGUGUGUGCGUGCAGGUGCUGCACAUGUGUAUAUAUGUAAGACAAUGUUGAGGAGGAUGUGAAUACAUACUGGUGAGAUGCUGUGCUCUAAACUGUGCGCACAAGGGUGUGUGUGAGUGAGGAUACUGCACAUUGGCCACACACGGGGGUGGAGCUGCAUUCCGAGGCCAGAGGAGUGAGAAUGGACAUGCUGGCGACUUGGAGAAGGUCGUCCCACUGUGUUGUUAGUCUUGUGGAAAGCUUCUGUCCACUCAACCGUUGCCCCGCUACAUUAUCAACUAUUUUCACUGCAUCUCUAGGUUCUCUGGUGGUUGGAAACUUAUGAGCGACUUGCAAAAUGCAAUGACAGUCAUGAGUUCCUCAGCAUUAGAUGUGUGAAUAUUGAUGUGCACAGAUGUUAAGGGGUCAGUUCGCCUACAUUACCAGUGUGUCAGUUUAUACACAUCUGUCAAAGUGAUGCAACAAAGGCUUGUUUGUCUGGACUCCUAGAUUGCUGGAUUCUCUGAAUGUAUUUCUAUUGUGUUGGGAACAGUUCUGCCAUGUCCCAUCUGUCAAAUGCUGGCUUUUAGAAACAUUUUGACCAUCACCCCAGUCUAUCAGGAAUCCACAAACUGGUCUAUUUGGUGAACGAACCCUUUAAUACACUGGGGCUUUAAUGUGAACUCCAAAUAUUUCUCAUCUUUUGUUUUGGUGACCUUUAGCAGCUCUGUCAUACAGAAUUUCAGAGACCUGUGUCUCUGCAGUCUGUGGUGAGUUUCAGCCCACGAGUGAAAUCUUUGAGAACCAAAACAUGUAUAAAUGAUCUCAAAGUACCACAGUUAGCCUCAAAUAAUUUACAGCUUUGUUGAGUUGGGUUAGAGGGCGGACACUGACUGACAGCAUAAUCUCUCCUCUGAGCCUCAUCUUCAUACCCUUCACUCAAAGAGCCCUGUUUUACUGUCCCUACCCAGCAGGCACUGGGGAGAUGACGUCUCGUUUCAUUUUUCAGUCAUUCGAUGGCAAUCAGGAAUGACAGCAUGAACUUGAUGCUACAAGCCUAAAUUCCCUGGUUUUUAUUCUAAAGACGUGACAAUUAUUUAAUCACAGUUGCAGAGGUGGUGGCUGACUUUGGUCCCGCCUUUGAUUCGAGCAUUGAUUGGCUGAAGAAUGGAGGAGCGCAGCAGUGGCAGCAGAAAGGGCUCGGGGCGUUUUCCUAAAAACAGUCACUUUCACACUCUGUGUUCCACUCUGCAUAACACCCAUUCAUUGACUUUGUUGUGAACACAGACUCACAUAUUUUGUAAAAUAAAGGAAUAAAAUAAUAUAUUCAGAUACAUAUAUAUAUAUAUAUAUAUAUAUAUAUAUAUAUAUAUAGCAUUUAAGAAAACAAAUGUAUAGAUUCCUUGAAUAGUGGCUCACUUAAUUAGUCACCAAAACGUUUUUAAUUCUUUGUUUUCUUAUGUUUAUUGCUGAAAUGUAACCAAUUUUGGAACCUGUUGAAGUAACAGGUGUGUUUGUGUGUUUUUAUUAGAGAAGCAGGGUUUCCUGUUCUGAUGCUGCAGUGGUUUCUCCCUUUCAAAUGCGAUCGUUUAUUUUAUUUAUUAAAGAAUCGCUGUUUUUAAAAAUCCAGACAAUUCAGAUUGCCACAGGAUAAUCAGUGUUUGCAACAUGGGGAGUUAGAGAUGAGCUGUAAUCUGAUGACGCCCCCUGUUCAUCUCCCAGCCUGCGCUUCAGCAGUUCACCCACGAGGGGGGUUCAAAUCAGCAUCAUGACCUAAAACUUAAAAACUGAGUGUCCAUAUAGCCAACAAGAUGUCUAUGCACUGAGAGACCCGUGGUCCAGAACAAGCAGCCUGAAUCCAAAACAAACGCCCCCCUGACUCACGUAUAGAAACAUUUCUCCAUUUAAACCCAUCGAAACACUACCUCUACUUUGUAUACACACGUGCACACACGAGACUCAGUUUGUAGUUGCUGAGUGACUUACAGUAGAUUUAGAUCACUGAGAAAGGCCUUUAGUUAUUCCUCAACAUGUUUUGAGUUGUUUGUUAUCCUGCAGGAGCUUUAAAGGUACAGCACUCUCACCCCAAUAAUGGUGUUUCUUGUUGAGCGGCCUCAUCAUCCAGCUCGUGCUUCAUUUAGACGUAGGCUAACAGUUGCUGUGGUUUAGCCAUACUGGAUGAAAAGGUUUGAAGUGGUAAACGUGUUUCAUCUGACAGUUUGACCUUACAAAUGAUGUAGAAAUUAGAAAAAACAGCCCCUCAUAUAUAAAAACAUUAAAUAAAAAAAGUUACAUUUUUAAAAAACGUAAUACUUACAAAAACAAGCAAUGUCUCAGCAACAUAAUGGAAGAUUUAACUGUCCAAAAGAAUUUCUUGUAAUUGUAUUUCAGAUGGUACUAAUGCAUGGUUUGGGUUUGACCCUAAUUAGCCUCUCUAAUCCAACUCUGUGCUUUCUCUCCAUGUGAAGAGACUUGAUAAACUGGAACAGAUUGAGUUUAGAAUGCAGAUUUACCACCUGCUCUGUAACCUGAGGUCAGCACUUAUUUUGUAGAUGAUUUACUCCAGGUCUUCACACUCCUUACAGACACACUGAUGGCUGGUAGCGUGCAUUUUCUCUCUCCCUCUCUGCAUCUUCACCUCCAUCACAGACACCAACCAAAUGCUGUUCUAAUAAUCCAGGAAUGUGAAAUGUCUAAAAAAAGUGUUUGCAAGUGAUGUUAAGUUGACACUGCCAGAGUUCACUAAAUAAGGGUGGAAGUGUGCUAUGCUUCAGUAUCGUACAGUAACGAGCGUGAUGAUUGGUUCCAGUUGGUGAUGUGAUAAUGGAGGCACCAGAAACAUACGUUGCCAGAACGAUUCAUUGCUGUGAUUUCUCUUUUCCCCCGUUUCUCUCUUGGUCUGCGUUACGUUGUAGUCCUUUCUGCUCACGCCGACAUGCUCCAUCAGAGGCAUCACUGCUAAGGCCCAGUAAUCACUUGAUGCGAGUGUGUAUGCAUGUGAAUGCAUCAGGCAUCAGUGUGACUCUGUGUGUGUGUGUUCGUGUGUGCGUCUCUUUUGGUGGAGACUGGUGCCAAGCAGUUUUAUUACGGGUCUCUCACAAAGGGAUCGCUCUUGCUUUUGUUUGACUUUUCCUCCGUUCCCUUCUGUUUGAUAAGCACUUUGAACCUUCUCAUGUCUGUCAGAGGCGUGUGUAGCUGUACAUAGCAAUUUCCUGUAACAACAAGUGCUCCUUGUUCAGUCUGAAUAUUUUGUUUUGUUGGAUUUACUUUCAAGAGCAUUACAUUGUUGUAGAUUUAAAGAAGAAAUAAACUAGUUAAACCGA
This is a messenger RNA of Betta splendens (Siamese fighting fish), 7519 nucleotides long. RefSeq names its product myotubularin related protein 3 (gene mtmr3). The record is from RefSeq and is a predicted model, not a curated record. NCBI's taxonomy places the organism in Eukaryota, Metazoa, Chordata, Actinopteri, Anabantiformes, Osphronemidae. The transcript has 22 exons. Gene Ontology annotation, biological process: dephosphorylation; regulation of autophagy. Gene Ontology annotation, molecular function: metal ion binding; phosphatidylinositol-3,5-bisphosphate 3-phosphatase activity; protein phosphatase binding. The coding region runs from base 338 to 4096 and encodes 1252 amino acids.